This is a messenger RNA of Cuscuta campestris, 1787 nucleotides long. The record is from the annotation of a GenBank genome assembly. Lineage: Eukaryota; Viridiplantae; Streptophyta; Magnoliopsida; Solanales; Convolvulaceae.
UAUAUUCCAAGAAAAAAUUAAUUAAAGAAGAUGGUAGACACGAACACGGCGGCGGUGAUCAUGAUGAUGAGCACAACAUCAUGGAUUUGGGCGGGAGUUGUUGCAGCAAUAACAACAAUAAUGUUAUCGCUCGUCGUCGUUUCGAAAGAGACGACGACCAAAAAGAAGAAGAAAAGGUUGCCCCCGGGUCCUAAAGGGCUUCCCAUAGUUGGGCACCUCCAUUUGAUAAGCAAAAACAACCCUCACCGGGAUUUUCACAAGCUCUCCCAAAUCCAUGGCCCCGUCAUGCAUCUCCGGUUCGGGUCGGUGGACAACAUCGUGGUCUCCUCCCCGGGGGCAGCCGAGCGGUUCCUGAAAACACACGAUCUCAAUUUCGCGACGAGACCGCCCAUGGAGAUGAUCAAGCACCUAACGUAUGGCCAGAAGGACUUGGUGUUUGGGCAGUACGGGGAGCUCUGGCGCGAGAUGCGCAAACUCUUCACGGUGCAGCUCCUCACCAGCCACAAGAUCAAUUUGCACGAGUCGACGAGAAGGGAGGAGUUGUGCCUUCUCGUAGACUCUUUGAAGCAGUCGGCCCGCCGCGGGGAGGCCGUGGACUUGAGUGCCAAAGUGGCGUCCAUGAGUGGGAACAUGAGCUGUAGGAUGUUGUUCGGGAAGAAGUACGAGGAAAAGGAUAUGGUUGACAAAGAAGGCGGGCUGAAGGCUGUCUUUUCCGAGGUGGUCCGGGUGGGGGGUAUCCCUAACCUAGGGGAUUUUUUCCCUUUUCUUGGUGCGCUUGAUGUCCAAGGGUUGGGUCAAAGGAUGAAGGCGGCCGCCAAGCUCUUAGACCAAUUCCUUGAGAAGAUCAUUGAUGAGCAUGAACACCCGGCGGCGGCGCCACCUCCAAUGUUAGAAGACAUUGUCCACAUCAUUCUCCGAAUUAUGAAUAACAAGGAGACUUCAUUUCCCUUCACACGUGAACAUGUCAAAUCUAUGAUGGUGGAUUUGCUUGUGGCUUCAAUUGACACAUCAUCAACAGCCAUAGAGUGGAUAAUGUCAGAACUUAUAAAGAACCCAACAAUGAUGCUGAAAUUGAAGAAAGAGUUGGAGAGACAAGUAGGGCCUGAGAGAAUGGUGGCUGAGAAGGACUUGGAGGGCUUGAAAUAUUUAGAAAUGGUGAUAAAAGAGACGUUCAGGUUUCAUCCCGUGGGACCUUUCUUACUCCCUCAUGCAGCCAUGGAGGAUUGCACGGUUGACGACUUUCACGUACCGAAAAACGCCAGAGUUAUAAUAAGCCUUUGGGCAAUCGGGCGGGACCCAGACGUGUGGAGCGAUCCCGAGAGGUUCAACCCCGAGAGGUUUGAUGGAAGCAAUAUUGAUUACAGAGGUCAAAACUUCGAGCUCCUCCCGUUCGGGUCGGGGAGGAGGGGUUGUCCUGGCUUGCAGCUUGGAAUCACCGCGGUUCGGCUAGUGGUUGCACAAUUGGUGCACUGCUUCGAUUGGAGCCUCCCAAACGGGGCUCCACUCGAAGACUUGGACAUGACCGAGGAAUUUGGUCUUGUCAUGAGUCGAGCCCAAAGUUUAAUGGCUGUCCCUACUUACAAACUGUAUACAUGACUCGUAAAAUGGUUAGAAACAACAACCAAUAUGCCUACACAUGCCAAUAAUAUGUUCGUGUCAUUUGUUUGAAUAAAUAAAUAUUUGUGAAAGCUCUUUAAAUAAAACAACUAUUUGGUGACAUGAGCCCUCUUGUAAGGUGUGUAUUUGGUCGAGAUAGUAAUGGUAAAGAAGAAAGCUGAGGAGGUUGA